AUGGCAGCAUCGUCGGCGAGAUCGUCCCAGAGAACUUCGACAGCGCCGGUGAUAGUCUCAAAGCCUUCAAGCUUAGGAAGUUCCAAUGAAUUUGGAUCCGAACUCCCACUCAGCGAUAGGCUCAAAGCCUUCAAGUCUUCGAAUUUCGAUCCUGAGGCCUAUGUCACCAAUAAAUGCCAAGCCAUGAGCGAAAAGGAAAUAAGGCACUUGUGCCAUUACCUUGUAGAUUUAAAGAAGGCGUCUGCAGAGGAGAUGCGUAAAAGUGUCUACGCUAAUUAUGCAUCCUUUAUACGCACAUCUAAGGAGAUUUCUGCUCUUGAGGUCCAGCUCCUUCACUUGAAAAAUCUCCUAUCUACCCAGGCAGCUAUUAUUCAGGGUUUAGCUGAAGGAAUGCAUGUUGAUUCCUUGUUUUCUGGUCCUGAAGGUUCUACAAAAGAAGACAUAAUUAAUGUUGAAGACCGCGAACCUUCAAAGAUAGAGAAAUGGUUAGGGGAAUUUGUGGAGCACCUUGAAGUUUUACUGGCUGAGAGGAGAGUGGAUGAAGCUUUGGCCGCACUGGAUGAAGGGGAACAUAUGUCUGUGGAAAUUAACCGCAAACAAAAAUUGACCCCAUCGGCAUUCUUAUCAUUGCAGACUACAAUUACGGAACAGAGACAAAAAUUAGCUGAUCAGCUUGCAGAGGCUGCUCUCCAGCCCUGUACCCGUGGUGUUGAGCUUCGCAUAGUUGUACAAGCUCUGAAACAACUCGGGGAUGGUCCCCGUGCUCACACGUUGCUACUUAAAUCUCACCACUUGAAGUUGCAACGUAGCAUGCUAGAUCUUCACCCAUCUGGUACUUCACAUGGAGCAGCCUAUACUGCUGGUCUUUCACAACUUGUAUUUUCAACUAUUGCUCAGGCAGCAAGUGAUUCCUUGGCUGUUUAUGGAGAUGAGCCUGCAUAUUCGUCUGAGCUUGUAACUUGGGCUGUCAAGCAGGCUCAGGCUUUUGCUCUUCUUGUUAAAAGACAUGUUCUAGCCUCAGCAGCUGCUUCGGGAGGUCUAAGAGUUGUUGCAGAGAGUGUUCAAAUAUGCUUGGGUUAUUGUUCUUUGUUAGAAGCUCGUGGAUUGGCCCUUUCUCCCGUCCUCUUGAAAAUCGUCAGGCCUUGUGUUGAACAAGCAGUGACUGCCAACUUAAAAAGAAUUGAACAUAGCACUGCUGCAUUUGCUGCUGCAGAUGAUUGGUCACUUUCUUAUCCACCAGUUAGUAUACGGCCUUUGGGCACAUCUCUUGGUAGUGUGAUUGCAUCCCAGCCAAAGCUUUCUAGCAGUGCUCACAGAUUCAAUUCAAUGGUUCAGGAUUUCUGUGAGGAUGUCGGUUCCCUUGAGAGCUUGCAGUUGACAGACCAUGCUUUGGAAGGUGUCUUGCAAGCUUUCAACUCGUAUGUCAAUAUGCUGAUAAAUGCGUUGCCAGGUUCAAUGGAGACAGAGAACUUGGAGGGGUCCGGGAGUAGAAUCGUUAGGAUGGCAGAGUCUGAAGCCCAACAGAUAGCUUUGCUAGCUAAUGCAUUAUUAUUGGCAGAUGAACUGCUCCCACGAGCUGCUACCAAACUUUCAUGCUUCCAGCAGACUAAUAGAAUAGAUGACCCCCCUAGACGGUCUUCAGACAGGCAAAACCGUGCUCCAGAACAAAGAGAACUGAAAAGGAGACUUCAACGUUUGGUGGAUCAGCUGCGAGAUAGCUUCUGCCGACAACACGCCCUUGAUCUCAUCUUUACAGAAGAUGGUGGCGUCCGUCUCAGUUCAGAUAUGUACAUAAGUAUGGAUGACACUGCAGAUGAGCCCGAAUGGUUUCCAUCUCCUAUAUAUCAGGAACUGUUUGCAAAGUUGACUCGGAUGGUAAGCAUUGCAUCAGAUAUGUUUGUGGGAAGGGAAAGGUUUGCGACUGUUUUAUUGAUGAGACUCACAGAGACUGUCAUCCUGUGGCUAUCUGAUGACCAAACCUUUUGGGAAGAGAUUGAGGCGGAGGCAAAACCUUUGGGUCCUCUUGGCCUUCAACAGUUUUAUUUGGAUAUGGAGUUUGUGAUACUCUUUUCAUCCCAAGGACGUUACCUAUCUCGGAAUCUGCAUCAAGUUAUCAAAAACAUAAUAAGUAGAGCAAUUGAAGCAGUUGCAGCAACUGGAUUAGAUCCUUACAGAUUAUUGCCGGAGGAGGAUUGGUUUGCUGAGGUUGCCCAAAUAGCAAUAAAGAUGUUGACCGGAAAAGCAAACUUUGGUACCGAUGAACGAGAUGUUAUCAGUCCAACUGCAUCUGUAUCAGGAAAAUCUAUAUCAUCAAUCUUAUCUCAUGGAAGUAACUAG
Molecule: messenger RNA, 2337 nt
Organism: Cornus florida
Lineage: Eukaryota; Viridiplantae; Streptophyta; Magnoliopsida; Cornales; Cornaceae
Product: exocyst complex component EXO84A
Exons: 7
Coding region: 1-2337 (778 amino acids)
Biological process (GO): exocytosis; Golgi to plasma membrane transport; intracellular protein localization
Cellular component (GO): exocyst
Source: RefSeq, a predicted model, not a curated record